Messenger RNA from Westerdykella ornata, 1312 nucleotides. RefSeq lists its product as uncharacterized. Gene Ontology annotation, molecular function: NADP binding; NAD binding; 3-hydroxyisobutyrate dehydrogenase activity. The transcript is spliced from 2 exons. Gene Ontology annotation, cellular component: mitochondrion. Bases 168 to 1139 code for a protein of 323 amino acids. Lineage: Eukaryota; Fungi; Ascomycota; Dothideomycetes; Pleosporales; Sporormiaceae. The record is from RefSeq and is a predicted model, not a curated record. Gene Ontology annotation, biological process: L-valine catabolic process.
AGAGUGGGGCGGAAACGGGUUGGAGAAAGACUUGAGCCGCCGAAAAGCUAUUGCGCUGUGAAACCAUUUCAGUCCAAUUCUGCCGUCCAGCCUCCUUUUCGAAAAAGUAACAGGCACUGUUCGCAUUUGCCAUUUUCAGGCAAACGGAUCUGUGCCCGGCUGCAAAGAUGGACAAACCCUUUGAGAUUCGGAGAUUGGGUUUCAUUGGCCUUGGAGCCAUGGGGAAACCUAUGCUUAGCCAUCUUGCGAAUAAACUACCUCCACAAUCAAAGAUAUGGGCGUUUGAUGUCGUUGACGAGUUAGUCGAUGGCAUGUGCGCCCAAUUCCCGAACAAGGUGUACAAGGCAUCCAGCGCGAAGGACAUCGCUGACCAGGCAGACGUUGUGAUAACCAUGGUUCCGGAAGGGGAGCAUGUCCGAUCAGUGUACCUCGAUCCGCAACAAGGAAUUUGCUCCUCAGACAUAUCCGGGAAACUGUUGAUCGAUUGCUCUACAAUCGACACUUCGACAAGUCUUGCCGUGAAAGAACACAUAGCGGCAAACUUCCCUACUGCGUCUUUCUAUGAUGCUCCUGUUAGCGGUGGCGUUAUCGGAGCAAUCAAAGGCACAAUUGCCUUCUUCCUUGGCUGUGCAGAAUCGGACCCGAAUCUGGAGCGUCUCACGUAUUUGGCGGGCCUCAUGGGAAAGGAAAUCAUCCCAUGCGGAGGUCCGUCAUUUGGACUUGCGGCGAAGCUGUCAAAUAACUACCUCUCUGGAAUCAUUGCAAUCGCUUGCUCGGAGGCCAUGGACAUGGGGAUGCGCUCAGGGCUGGAUCCUCGAGUGCUAGCCAGGGUCUAUGCAGCAGGUACUGCACAGAAUACCAUCUGCGACAAGUUCAAUCCAGUUCCGCAUGUAUACCCGGAAGCUCCCUCCUCUGGGGGUUACAAGCAAGGCUUCAAGGUUCAGUUGAUGCGGAAAGACUUUGCUUUGGCGUUGGACAUGGCGAAACGCGUUGGAUCCAGGAAUGUGUUAGGCGAAGCUGGACUGGCAACGUAUGAUGGGGCCAGCAAGGACGAACGAUGCCGAGAUCUGGAUUCUCGGGUCGUCUAUCGCUAUCUCGGUGGUGAUGAAGACUGGCUGACGAGGUUCGGUGGUCACUGAGUCCACCUCCCGCAUGGGCUGUAACAUAAUCGUCAUACGGAGUAGACUUAAUCCGAAUUGUGAAACGAGUCGUCGACAGGCUCUCGGGGCUCUUGCAUGUCGCAGUGACGCAGAUAUUGGGGAUUUGGAGAAGAGGGGCUCUGGUCUCCAAAAGCCGAAGCCGGGACCCCACA